CAACGCCCAUUUUAGCAAUCAGCAAGAACGUCCGAAAAAUUGCGAGGCGUUGAAAGUUCGGUUAACAAAGAAGCAGCGCUCGCUAGCUCCAUUGGAUCCUGGAUCCUGGUUCCUCGUUGUGCAACGAUGCAAGGAGGAUCUUCUGGCAUCGGCUACGGUCUCAAAUAUCAGGCAAGAUGUAUAUCGGAUGUCAAAGCGGACACGGAUCACACCAGCUUCAUUACGGGAACCCUCAGUCUCCGGGAAGAAAAUGAGGUACAUCUGAUUCGGCUAUCUUCUGGUGGAACCGAGCUCAUUUGCGAGGGCUUGUUUUCACAUCCUAACGAGAUCUGGGACCUAUCUUCCUGCCCCUUCGAUCAACGGAUUUUCUCUACCGUUUUUUCUACGGGUGAAUCUUAUGGGGCUGCAAUAUGGCAGAUUCCUGAGUUAUAUGGGCAGUUAAAUUCACCCCAGUUGGAACGAAUUGCCUCCCUUGAUGCACAUGUUGGUAAGAUUAAUUGUGUUCUCUGGUGGCCAUCUGGAAGACAUGAUAAGUUGAUCAGCAUUGAUGAUGAAAAUCUUUUCUUAUGGAGUUUAGAUUGUUCAAAAAAGGCUGCCCAGGUCCAAUCUAAGGAGUCAUCUGGCAUGCUUCAUUACUUAUCUGGUGGUGCAUGGGAUCCACAUGACGUAAAUGCUGUUGCAGCAACUUGUGAAUCAUCCGUCCAGUUUUGGGAUCUACGUACAAUGAAGAAGACAAGUGCAAUUGAGCGUGCCCAUAUCCGCAAUGCUAACUAUGAUAUGAAGAAAAAGCAUAUACUUGUCACUGCAGAAGAUGAAUCUGGGAUACACAUAUGGGACCUUAGAAAGCCCAAAAUUCCUGUCAAAGAGCUUCCUGGACAUACGCACUGGACAUGGGCUGUCACGUGCAACCCGGAGUAUGAUGGGCUAAUUCUGAGCGCUGGCACAGACUCAACUGUUAACUUGUGGCUGGCUCCUAUAUCUGCUGGAGAUGAACCAAACUCUGAAGGCAUAGCUGAAUCACCAACUCAGCAGGCUGACCCAUUACUUAAUUCCUACAGUGAUUAUGAAGACAGUGUAUAUGGCCUUGCUUGGAGUUCUCGUGAGCCAUGGAUAUUUGCUUCACUAUCCUAUGAUGGCAGGGUAGUCGUAGAAUCAAUUAAGCCUUUCCUUUCAAGAAAAUGAAGGUUAUUUGCUGUCCUUGUUCUCUGAGAAUUUCUGUUCCGGAAAGUUUCCAAUUAUCAACGGCAGUGCUCAAAGAGUUGAACCCAAAUAUUUAGGUUAAAGUAAAACAUUGACCGGAUAAAAACUUGGAUGAUUUCUUUGUAUGUUAGUGGAAGGUUAGCCAUAAUUAGACAACAUGAAGAUCGUGAUCUGGAGUUCACGGUGGGGAAUAAUCACCCAGGUGAUACCGAGGACGGAACCCAGUUUUUGAGUCUGAAAAUAUUGAACUUGUGAUUGUAAUUUGCUGAAUUGAGACGGAGAAGCUGAUGCAAACACGAAAAGCAAGCCUCGGAUAACGACACGGACGACGAGUAAUAUGCAAGGUUUGUGCCCUACGCAAAGCUUAAAGCGCGAGGAAAAACAUUGGCAAAAAGCGAGUCAUUGAAAGGAAUCGGUCGACAAAAGUACAAGGCCAUAAUCCACAAAUUAGAUUUGUUAUAGUACACGGCAUCUACUACUCUUGAAGCAACAUGACACUUAUCCAAGCGCACAGGCAAUUGGUUUGUUUUCCUCAGUCAGAGGCAAGGUGUUUUGUUCUUUUUGACACGUGGCCGUUUCCGUCACCAUGAAGGCAUGAAAGGCCUGCCACGUUUAGCAGGACACGCAAGCUCCACGUUUUCAGCUUAUCCGCAAUUUAAUCUCAUGGUCAACAGGUGCCUUGCCAUGUCAUCAAAGAGUGUUGUGCUGACACGUGGUGAAAGCUAGUGGGAGAAAAGAGUACGCGCCAUGGAAACCACUUCAAUUUCUCCUCUUAGUUCUUGCUUGGAUUUGCAUGUCAAUUUUCAAUCAAAAGGUCAUUUCAUUUGCUUUUCAAAUCUGAAACCCUCGUUUCAGAGACUGCCAACAGCCCGAUUAUCCGCGGCAGAGAUUCAUUAGCCAAAAAUCCGGAAAUUUUGUUUGGAUGAAAUUUCUUCUCAGAGCAGGCCGUAAAGCUGAUCAUGUAUCUGUAUAAAUUUGCUACCCCACCACUGCAACCUUGUGACUGCAUUUUUCACAUGGCAACGGAGGAAGUUUAAGAAAAUAUUGAUUUUGCAUCAUCCUUUUUUAAUUAUAUUUUAUUAAAAAUAACUACGGUUUAUUAAUUGCGUUAGUCCGAAGAAAUUUUACUUAUCCCAACUGUUAAAGAUAAUAAAAGUUGAAUGGAGAUGUUAAAGAUAAAAGAUGUUGGCGUUUGUUGAGGACUUUUUAAUUUUUUGUGUCAACAAAUGCUCCUCUUCGAGAGUUCAGAUUCGUAGAUAAUUAGAUGUUACUAUAUAGUAUCUAAUAGCAACGGAUUAUUCAGCAAAUCAUUGUAAAUUUUUAUGUAAAUAUCAUUUUAUUCAUAAACUAUAAAGGUAAUUCUCUAAUUAUUAAGUAUAAUAAUAAAUUAAUAAUCAGCUUAAUAAAGUGCGUCAAAUAUGUGCCGUUAAUUGAUAUGUAAUGUAAAGAAUGACCGUUCAAAUAAAA
This is a messenger RNA of Durio zibethinus, 2667 nucleotides long. Lineage: Eukaryota; Viridiplantae; Streptophyta; Magnoliopsida; Malvales; Malvaceae. The record is from RefSeq and is a predicted model, not a curated record.